CAAAAGUGACCUUUAAAUGUAGGUGCCUCCAAUUUGGGGUCCCAGUGUUGGACACGUAGAGGGCCUGGCUUGCAGAGGUGCCCACUCGAAGCCAUGAGGCUCAAAUACUGAGCCACUCAGAAUUCGAGCCCCCUUUGGGAACGUCAGCUCUGGAAGGCUCGGUGCCUCAGUUUCCCCAUCUAUAAAACGGGCAUAACGCUGUUGACCCCUCUGUGUAAAACACUGUGAAAUGCAUGAAUGAAGAGCGCUCUCCAUCCACUAAUCACCCCGGUUCUGUUUAUAAUCAGAGGCCUGAGGCAUAACGCUCGGAGCUGGAGUUGAACCGGACCUGGCGUGGAAGGAUGUGUGGGUUUGGGUCUGUCCACUCCAGAGAUUAACCCCAGUCGAAUAAGGCUGAAGCUGGAGUGGGUUCAGGACAGGUGGCCUGGCAGCCCAGACGUUGGACUGGGACUCGGGAGAUGCGCGUUCAAUGCCCAGCUCCGCAGUCGCCCUGCUGGGUGACGGAGGAAAAGGCACCUGGGCGCUGACGUUCAGGCCCCCGCAAUGGGCUAGGGGUUCAAAGAGUCCCGCUCCACUGCAGGCACCUAACGAGGGGACAGAUGUCGGAAGGAUCUGAGCAGCCGAUGGGCUGAAAAUCUGGCCCGGGGGUGGGAGCUGAGCCCGUCUGACCAUGCUGGUCCUACACCUCCCUGUGUCUCCAUCAGCAAUACCCUGCUACCGCCAAGGGUCAUUUAAUGGGUGUGAGCGGACGGGGGGCUAUGAAGACACUGCCAAACCCCCCUCAACUUCAGGGCUUUUAAGACCAGAAGGGGCCAUGGUGACACUCCCGCAGAACAAAGGCCAGGGAUCCUUGCCCGGAGCUCGGCCUCUUGCCUUCCCAGAGACGGUCCCCUACACGCCCCAGAUCACUGCCAAGUCGCUGGAAGGGAAGCUCACCGCGACCACCUUCACACUGGACCAGCCCAUCUGCAUCUUCGAUCAGUACGUGAACAGCACCGAUGACAUCUGGCUGGUCGUUGCCUUCACUAACAUCACAUCCCAUUUCAAAAAUCCAACCUCACAGAUCCAAAUCCCUCCCUACCAGAAGCUAUCGACUGCUCUCCAUUACAUGACGCUGAAGACUUCCAUAGCCUUCUACCCAUGUGCUGAAAACAGGGCCCCUAGCGUGCUCCGGGUUGGCAGUGACACGUCCUGCAAAGACGACCGCAGCCUGGAGUACUGCAACGGACCCCUGCCUCAUCCCGGGCCUUACAGAGUGAAAUUUCUCAUCCUGGAUACCAAUGGGUCCAAGGCAGAGACAAGAUGGUCCCAACAAAUUAUACUGAAGCAAGGUCGCAAGGCGCGCUCCAUCGACACCUGGCCCGGGAGGCGCAGCGGCACCAUGGUCGUCAUCACUUCCAUCCUCUCCAGCUUCAUCGGCGUCCUGGUGAUCUUGUUCCUGUGCACGGUCGCCUACGAGUGCUUUAAGCUUUGGCGGCGAGAGGAGCCCGCGGUCCCGGAGGAGCCACGCGCCGGGUCCUUCAGAGAGAGGGAGUACGAUACCCACCACAUCCCCCCGUCGCAGGCUCCACCCCAGCCCCCCAGCGACGUGCCCCGGCCUCACUCGCCAGCCGCCUCCCCAUAGGAGCCCAGAGCUUCCCGCAGGCCAUCGUCCUGGGCUCAGCGGUCAGCACGCGGGCAUCCUCUGAAACCUCACAUCCCAUGUACGCACCCCGUGCCCUCCCCAUCACGCACCCUGCUGCCAGCCUCCCCUAUAUACCCCAGCCCCAGCGUCCCCNUACACUCCCCGUGCCCUCGCCAUCACACACCUUGCUGCCCGGCAUCCCCUAUAUACCCCGGCC
Trachemys scripta elegans is the source of this 1841-nucleotide messenger RNA. Its product is annotated as uroplakin-3b-like. The transcript has 6 exons. The record is from RefSeq and is a predicted model, not a curated record. The coding region runs from base 671 to 1624 and encodes 317 amino acids. NCBI's taxonomy places the organism in Eukaryota, Metazoa, Chordata, Testudines, Emydidae.